AUGGACGCUAUCAUCGUGGAUUCGGAAAAAACGGGGCGCGAUUGUAUCCAGUACAUCAAGGAGCAGCGGGGGGAACCCGAAACCUUCCUGCCCCUCGAUUAUCUGGAGGUAAAGCCGACGGACGAGAAGCUACGGGAGCUGAAGGGGGCGAAGCUGGUGAUCGACGUGAUCCGAUACGAACCCCCCCACAUCAAAAAAGCCCUUCAAUACGCCUGCGGCAACGCCCUGGUCUGCGACAACGUGGAGGACGCCCGCCGCAUCGCUUUCGGGGGGCACCAGCGACACAAAACGGUGGCGUUGGACGGGACCCUCUUCCAAAAAUCGGGGGUGAUUUCGGGGGGCGCCAGCGAUUUGAAAGCCAAAGCCCGUCGGUGGGACGAGAAAGCGGUGGAUAAACUGAAGGAGAAGAAGGAACGGCUGACGGAGGAACUCAAGGAGCAGAUGAAGGCGAAGAGGAAGGAAGCCGAGCUCCGCCAAGUCCAAUCCCAAGCCCACGGUCUCCAAAUGCGCCUCAAAUAUUCGCAGAGCGACCUGGAGCAGACGAAAACCCGGCACCUCGCCCUCAACCUCCAGGAGAAGUCGAAACUCGAGAGCGAAUUGGCCAAUUUUGGGCCUCGCAUUAACGAUAUCAAGAGAAUUAUCCAGGGCCGGGAGCGGGAGAUGAAAGAUCUGAAGGAGAAAAUGAACCAGGUGGAGGACGAAGUGUUUGAGGAGUUUUGCCGCGAAAUCGGGGUCAGGAACAUCCGGGAGUUCGAGGAGGAAAAAGUCAAGAGGCAGAACGAGAUCGCCAAGAAGAGGUUGGAAUUCGAGAACCAGAAGACGCGGCUGGGCAUCCAGCUGGAUUUCGAACGUAACCAGCUGCGGGAAGACCAGGAGAAGGUGCUGAUGUGGGAGCAGAGCGUGCGGAAGGACGAGGCCGAGAUCGAGAAGCUGAAGAAGGAGGAGCAGCGUCACAUGAAGAUCAUCGAUGAGACGAUGGCGCAGCUGCAGGACCUGAAGAACCAGCACUUGGCCAAGAAGUCCGAGGUCAACGACAAGAACCACGAGAUGGAUGAGAUCCGCAAGAAGCUGGGCGGGGCCAACAAGGAGAUGACGCACCUGCAGAAGGAGGUGACGGCCAUCGAGACGAAGCUGGAGCAGAAGCGCAGCGACCGCCACAACCUGCUGCAGGCCUGCAAGAUGCAGGACAUCAAGCUGCCCCUCUCCAAGGGCACCAUGGAUGACAUCAGCCAGGAGGAGGGUGGCCCGGCCGGGGAGGAGCCGGUGAGCAGCUCCCAGCGCACCUCCAGCCUCUACGCCCGCGAGGCCCUGAUCGAGAUCGACUACAGCGACCUGCCCGAGGAGCUCAAGGACGCGCAGGCGGAGGAGGAGAUCCGGCAGGAGAUGAACCAGCUGCAGCAGCGGCUGACGGAGCAGCAGAGCGUCCUGCAGCGCAUCGCCGCCCCCAACAUGAAAGCCAUGGAGAAGCUGGAGAGCGUGCGGGAUAAGUUCCAGGAGACGUCGGACGAGUUCGAGGCGGCGCGGAAGCGUGCGAAGAAGGCGAAGCAAGCGUUCGAGCAGAUGAAGAAGGAACGCUUCGACCGCUUCAACGCCUGCUUCGAGUCCGUCGCCACCAACAUCGACGAGAUCUACAAGGCCCUUUCCCGCAACAGCAGCGCCCAGGCUUUUUUGGGCCCCGAAAACCCCGAGGAGCCCUACCUGGACGGCAUCAACUACAACUGCGUAGCCCCCGGCAAACGUUUCCGCCCCAUGGAUAAUCUUUCGGGGGGCGAGAAAACGGUGGCCGCCCUCGCCCUCCUCUUCGCCAUCCACAGUUACAAACCGGCCCCGUUUUUCGUGCUGGAUGAGAUCGACGCGGCGUUGGAUAACACCAAUAUAGGGAAGGUGGCCAACUACAUCAAGGAGCAAUCGGCCGCUAAUUUCCAAGCCAUCGUUAUCUCCCUCAAGGAAGAAUUUUACACCAAAGCUCAAAGUCUCAUCGGCGUCUACCCCGAGCAAGGCGAUUGCGUCAUCAGCAAGGUGUUGACUUUCGACCUCACCAAGUACCCCGACGCCAACCCCAACCCCAACGAGCAGUGAUCCCCCCCCCCGAACCCCAAAAAAACCCCAAAACCUGGGUGCCCCCCCCCCCCAUGGGUGCCCUCCCCACCCCAGACACCUGCGUGCCUGUGGGUGCGCCCCCCCCCCCCCCCAAACGCUUUGCUACCCCUGGGUGCCCCCCCCUGAAACCCCUGGGUGCCCCCCCGAAACCCCUGGGUGCCCCCCCGAAACCCCUGGGUGCUCCCCCCAGGGUCUCAUGGGUGCCCCCCCCCAAACCCCUGGGUGCCCCCCCCCCCCAAGCCCCUGGCUCCCCCCGCUAUAGGUAGAAUCACGCUGUCGCUUUUACUGGGCUCUAUAAGGGGCCCCCCCCAAAUCCCAUACGUCCCCC
Molecule: messenger RNA, 2428 nt
Organism: Grus americana (Whooping crane)
Lineage: Eukaryota; Metazoa; Chordata; Aves; Gruiformes; Gruidae
Gene: SMC1A
Product: structural maintenance of chromosomes 1A
Exons: 16
Coding region: 1-2079 (692 amino acids)
Biological process (GO): sister chromatid cohesion
Cellular component (GO): nucleus; cohesin complex; chromosome
Molecular function (GO): protein binding; DNA binding; ATP hydrolysis activity
Source: RefSeq, a predicted model, not a curated record